This is a messenger RNA of Lynx canadensis (Canada lynx), 942 nucleotides long. Its product is annotated as vomeronasal type-1 receptor 4-like. The transcript has a single exon. Gene Ontology annotation, molecular function: pheromone receptor activity. NCBI's taxonomy places the organism in Eukaryota, Metazoa, Chordata, Mammalia, Carnivora, Felidae. Gene Ontology annotation, cellular component: membrane. The record is from RefSeq and is a predicted model, not a curated record. Gene Ontology annotation, biological process: G protein-coupled receptor signaling pathway. The coding region runs from base 1 to 942 and encodes 313 amino acids.
AUGAUGUCUGUGGAUUUGAAAAUUGCAGUAAUCUUCCUGGUCCAGAUUACCAUUGGAAUCCUGGGGAAUUUCUCACUCUUAUAUCAUUAUAUGUCCCUUUGCUUCAAUGGAGGUAGGUCAAGAUCCACAGAUGUGAUUUUCAGGCACUUGACUGUAGCCAACUCUUUGGUCAUUCUCUCGAGAGGAAUCCCGGAGACCAUGGCAGCUUUUGGGUUGAGAUAUUUUCUCAAUGACUUUGGAUGCAAAGUUGUUUUCUAUAUGCACAGAGUGGUCAGGGGUGUAUCCAUUGGCACUACCUGCCUCUUGAGUAUCUUCCAGGCCAUCACCAUCAGUCCCAGGAGUUCCAGGUGGGCAGAGAUGAAAGCAAAAGCCCUGAAGUACAUUGGCCCCUCCACCAUUUUGUGCUGGAUUCUGCACAUGUUGGUAAAUAUCAUAGUACCUAUGUAUGUGAUUAAAAAAUGGAGUAAUGAAAACAUCACAACUAUAGACUUUAAGUACUGUUCAGCUACACUUCACGACAAAGGUACAGACUUCCUAUGUGCAACUGUCACAUCCAUCCCUGAUGUUUUGUGUUUGGGGCUCAUGUCCUGGGCCAGCGGCUCCAUGGUUUUCAUCCUUUACACACACAAGCAGAGGGUCCAACACAUUCAUAGGACCAACCUGUCAUCUAGAUUCUCCCCUGAGACCAGAGCCACUCAAACCAUCCUUGUCCUGGUAAGCACCUUUGUAUCUUUUUAUACCCUCUCUUCCGUCAUUUACAUUUGUUUUUCUUGUUUUGGCAAGACCACUUGGUGGCUGGUGAACACCACUGCCUUAAUCAGUAUCUGUUUCCCAACUGUCAGCCCCUUUAUUCUCUUAAGUUGUAACCCCUGUGUAUCUAGACUCUUCUGUACAUGUACUAGAAGAAAUACACAACUACCCCAUCUCACCAGAAACAUAUAA